AUGGGCCAAAAAGCACGCUCUAGUGGCAAAAAGACUCUCCGACCGCCAUAUGCAAUACAACGUUAUGAGAUCAUAGUCCCUUUCCCGGAUGCAGCGAUAUCCUCAUUUUCGCAAUCUGAGGAUAAGGAGCGAUGGUACAUACUUGACGAAUUAGAGCAAGGGCAUACAUAUGAAGCUAGGGUCUCGUAUGCUGCAUCUUCUCCAACAGAGUUUGUUAUGGAGAUAUUAGGCAUGGAAGAGACAGCAACCAUCCUAAAAGAACGAGGCGUACUGGAAGAACUAGCAGAUCAUAAAGAUGCAAAAGUUAACACGACGAGACGAGUUCUUCGUGUGAGAGCAAUCUAUGCCGGAGUAUCAAUAGUCCCAGGGCGAGAAUCACAGGCAAUAAAAUACAAUAUAGUACUUGAAACUUUAACAUAUGGCAUUCCAUAUGUGGCGAUUAAGUUGGUUAUCGUCCUUAUAGCUAUUAUCGGUGUUAGUCUAUUUUUGAUCGUCCCUAGCGUGUGGAAAACACUUCAAACCAUUCGAGAACUCGAAGAGGUCAAUCAGAAGCUCGAAUGA
Molecule: messenger RNA, 561 nt
Organism: Paraglomus brasilianum
Lineage: Eukaryota; Fungi; Glomeromycota; Glomeromycetes; Paraglomerales; Paraglomeraceae
Source: the annotation of a GenBank genome assembly